Molecule: messenger RNA, 4243 nt
Organism: Papilio polytes (common Mormon)
Lineage: Eukaryota; Metazoa; Arthropoda; Insecta; Lepidoptera; Papilionidae
Product: monocarboxylate transporter 9
Exons: 8
Coding region: 67-1791 (574 amino acids)
Biological process (GO): transmembrane transport; monocarboxylic acid transport
Molecular function (GO): monocarboxylic acid transmembrane transporter activity
Source: RefSeq, a predicted model, not a curated record
UAUUUUGAUACAUAUUUAUAUAUGGGAAAUUAUUUAGAAAAGGCGCGUAGGUGACAAAGGCUGAAUAUGACGGUGGAGAAGAGUAAAGGUUCGAUACAGAAGUUGCCGCCGGCCACGAGGAAGGUCGCGCCAGAUGGCGGCUGGGCAUGGAUGGUAUGCCUGGGAGUCAGCUUAGUCAAUUUUUCAACACGUUCCCUGGAGCCGUCUUUUGGUCUCCUGUUCAAAGACUUACUUGAUGACUUGGGUGUGCAUACGACGGGAGCCUCCGUCAUCGCCAGUACCUUGGAUUCGGUUGUCAACUUUUCCGGCUUCUUCGUAGGCCCUGUGAUAAAGACCUUUUCGUAUAGGAAGGUCUGUUUUGUUGGCUCUACGAUAUGUGCCCUAGGACUGCUGUUCACGGCUCCGGCGAACAGCAUGGGUCAUAUCAUAGCAACGUAUAGUAUAUUAGGAGGUUUCGGAGUUGGAUUGGCCUCAUCAUCAUCAUUCGUGUCUCUUAACCAUUAUUUCUCGAAGAAAAGAGGUCAGGCAGUGGGAUUGUCUAUGGCUGGUACUGGGUUUGGCUUGAUGGUGAUGCCCCAGCUGGUUAAACUGUUGCUAGGGGAGUACGGCUUCAGAUGGACUGUGGUUAUCCUGGGUGCGUUAGCAUUCCACGCAGUUCUAGGCUCAUGUCUCUUGCAGCCUGUUAAGAGGCACCUUAUUGAUGAACCGUUGGACUGCGAAAUGCAACAAGUGAAGGAGAUGGAAUGCAUUCACGAAAGCGACGAAGAAGAGGAGGAUAAAUUCGAAAUCAAUCCACUUGUCAGUCAUCCAAUGCCAAAAUUAACCACACAACGAUCUCAUACAAACAUGAACCAUCCGUCAGUCCGUACGAUAGGGUUGCCACGAGCGAAGACGUGUGAUAAACCUCUGCAGGAGUUCGAGAAGAACGCAGCCCUAGGCCUAGGGUUGACGACCGCCGCCUCAGUGGCCGCCAUGCAGAGGGUCACCUCUAGUGGAAGUAUGAGUGAAGCGGCGAGGAAGAGAAAGUUUUCGGUUAUUUCGAAUAUUUCGAAUAUGGACUUCACCGGCAGUUAUUUACAAUUGUAUCUGGAUACCGCCGACGAUGAUGCGAUUCAAAUGAAAGCGAUAAAGAAAGCGGAGCCCGAACAAGAGAAGAAGAAAGGCUUCCUAAGAAAGUUCAUAGCGCUAAUGGAUCUAGAUCUCCUAAAAGACUGGUCUUUUUUGAAUCUUCUACUCGGUCUAUCGCUCUUUUGGAGCGGUGAACUGCAAUUCAGAAUGUUAACGCCAUUUUUUAUUAGAAGUUUAGGUUAUAAUAUGAACGAAACUGCGUUCUGUUUGUCUAUGACGGCUAUCACUGAUAUCCUUGUUAGAUUGAUUUUGCCGCCGAUUUUUGAUAGGACUUCGAUCUCGAAGAAAAUGAUAUUUUUUAUAUCUGCAUUCUUCCUCGCUGCUACGAGAUCAGUGUUAGCUGAACAAAGCGAGUGGGUGCCGUUAAUGGUGUGGCUGUCGAUCUGCGGGUUCUUCAGAGGUAUGUGCCUCAGCAACUUCACGCUGACCAUCUCCGAGUACUGUCCGCUGGAGAAGCUGCCCGCAGCCUUCGGCCUGCACAUGGUCAGCAAGGGCGUCUUCGUUGUCAUCAUCGGACCUGUUAUUGGUUACGUGAGGGAUUACACGGGCAGUUUUGCGACGUGUAUUCAUGUACAGAACGCACUGAUUAUGUCGUGUGUGCUGGUGUGGGGCGUGGAGUACGCGCUCGCCUUCACCAGGCGUCGGAAAAUUGUACAGAUAUAAAAAAUAACGAUACUCUAUGGUAUUCAAUAUUAGUUGUGUGAAACUGCAACAAAAAAAAAGUGUCGGGCAUAGAUUCACGAAUUUACGAUAGUAAUUCGUAAAUUAGAUGUUUUCAAGUCUUACCGACACAAUAAACUUUAUCUUUAUUUUAUUUAAUUAUAUUUGAUUUAUGUAUUUGUCUAGUUUUUAGACGUUUUUGAAACUUAAUCUGUUGUAUUUAGAUAUAACCUUACAAUUAUUAAAUUUCGUUUCUAUCCAACUUCGAUAGACAAUAGUAAAUAGAAAGCCAGUGUACACUAGCUACUGGCACGUGUAAUGGGCAUGCCAGUACUUGGCAUGUAAGUAGCUAUAGAUUUUUAACUUAAUUGGUAUUUGGAUUGUAACGAAUGUGAAGUACAUAUUGAUAUUAGUUUUUUUUAGAAUUUAAUGAACUAUUUCAUGACAUUUAGUUCUCUUUGUCUUAUUUUUUUCUCAAAUUAAUUUUAAAUAUGAUGACGUUUGUUGUAGGAUAGUAACUUUUUCGAAUAAUAAUCUACAAAGAUUUAUUACAUUUUUACACGAUUUUGUAUUAAUGUUUACUUUUUGAUUGACUUAUGAAAUUUUUUCUCUAAUUUUCUGUUUUCUAUUGAACAUUACUGUUAUUAAAAGUUUUAAUUUAGAUUUAUCUUACUAAACAAAAUAAUGCCAAUAUUUUAACAAAACGUAAACUUCAAAUUUGUUGUUAGGUAUAUAGAAAUUUAUUUUGUUUAACUUAGUUUAGUAACCAGACUUUUAUGUAGUUGUAAUGCAAUAAGGGCAUGUUCACAUGUAACAUUUUUUAAUCGUGAAUUGUGAACGCAAUUUAAUUUUCUCUUUUCAUAUUAAGUAUCAUUCGGAACGUACUGGCUUCGCAAUUACCAGUACCGGAAUUAACUUAAGGCGAGGAAGGGACUUCGGAGGGCGCCGGAUUUAAAGGGGCGCCAUGGGCGCCUUUUAUCAUAUGGAUUUUUAUUACAGUUAGGUAAUACUGUAAAAAUCUCGCCUAAGGCGCUAGUAAUAUUAAAACAGGCCCUGGCCAUUAAUCUGUGCGUAGUUGUUAAAAGUCACUAACUAGUUCACAGUUGUCGGCUGAUAAUACGCUUUGUGUGAACAUGGCCUUAAUUUGGUGUGGAGUGAUAACAGCCUAGUGAGUAGGAUUCUAUAAUAGGAUGGUUAAAAAUGGUGCUCGUAUGUGUCGAUGGGAAGUGUUUUGAAAAACAAUUAGGCGAUGGCUCCUACGUAAACUGUCAUAAGUCAAAUUUUAAGAUUUCCUCCUUGUUUUAUAUUUUUUAAAUAAUUUUGAUUGCCUGAUUUCUCUGUAAAUUUGAAACGUACGUUAGAAAGAAGAAUUCUAGAUUUAGUUUGUUUAUCAUAUUUAUGUUUGAUGCUUAAUAAUCAAUCUUAUUAAUAUUUAUAGUUUUGCGUUUCAAAUAUACGAUAGUUUACGUAGGAGCCAUCGUAAUGUCAAUGUCUUUUAAAUAAAAAAGUAUGUUUUUUUGUAAUAUUCCAGUGUUUGCAGCUAUUUCAGAUAGAAAAGUAACAAUGAUUAUGCUCAAGUUUUGUUUCUGUUAAUAUUUUUAGUACAUGAUAAUUCCAGUGAUAAUAUUCACAUUUUGCAUUAAAAUUGUACAAGAAUUUGCUAUAAAAAUAUCAUGAAAUCAUUUCUUUAAAGAAAAUAAGAUAAGAACAUGUUUCAAAUUUGUUUUCGCAGUGGAAACGUAAAUUUUGUACAAAUUCUUUAGAUUCUUUACACAUUAGUUACUUUCGACUAUUUCUAAAAUAUUUGUAUGAAUAUUAGUGACUUGUAAGAAAUAUUUUUAUACAGCUCUAUCUAGUAAACUAUUUAGGCAUAUAGGCUGUAGUUAUCUGAACUGGAUUAAAGGUAAAUUAGAAGACUUCUUGAUAGUUUAGUGUUUGUUAUAAAUUAUUGUUAUAUCUGAUAGUUAAUGGUAUUUAACAAUGUAGGUCGAACAGAUUUUUCACUCGUGUUAGUUUUUCAGUUGAGUAUAAUUUAAUUGGACUAAUAUUAACAAAAAAUUAGCUCUCCCCAUUUUAGAUUUUUGUUAUGCCCUAGUAGAUGUUACGGAAGCAAUGUAUUAUAUUUAAAUCUCAUAAUAAAAGCGAGGUUUGGAAAUAAAAAAAAAAUAUUUACAAACCAUUUACAACGUAGGGUAUCGUAUAGUCGGACCAGAAAUUAUAAAAACCCUUGAAUAGACGUAAAAUCUGAAACCAAUUUCAUCAUUAAAUAGAUUGAAGCCGCCAUUCAGAGUUUUUAUAUUCUUGAUUGGGCUAUGUUUGCGUUUUAAAGAAAUACGUGGGACGUAAUGAUUAUCUGUACUUAACUGUAUACCUUUUAUGUUAAACUAGCUGUUCCCAUGCGACUUCAUCCACAUAGAAUUGUGAAAAUUUUAUUUUAUUGUUUACAUUUGUCAAA